Molecule: messenger RNA, 1069 nt
Organism: Ziziphus jujuba (common jujube)
Lineage: Eukaryota; Viridiplantae; Streptophyta; Magnoliopsida; Rosales; Rhamnaceae
Product: pentatricopeptide repeat-containing protein At4g16390, chloroplastic-like
Exons: 5
Coding region: 361-801 (146 amino acids)
Cellular component (GO): chloroplast
Molecular function (GO): protein binding
Source: RefSeq, a predicted model, not a curated record
UCAGCUUUUUAUCCGAAGCUCACUGAAGGUUGUGGUUUCUCUCGCCGGUGUCUCUUGCUGGUGUCUUUCGCUAGACCAUUCUCGCCCGACCGUUCGCAUCGCUCCGAGUUGAAACCUCGGUCCUUCAAAUCCUUGAGAUUCCCUGGCGAGUCCUUCGAUUCUUCAUCACCUUCCUCCCUCACUUAUGGAAUCCAUGCCUUUCAUUGCCCCGACCCCGUUGUGCAAGAGACUCAGAACCCAGAAGUUGCAGAUUUAGAUGGAAAACAUGGUUCUUCAUCAAAAAGCUACAUCUGGGUCAAUCCCAGUAGCCCCAGAGCUUCACAGCUUCGACGGAAAUCUUACGAUGCCAGCUAUGCUAGGAUGUCAUCUUUCCCUGAUCAGGCUGUUGAGUGGUUUGAGAAAAUGCCCACUUUUGGAUGUGAUCCAGAUGAUGUUACCUACUCGGCAAUGAUUGAUGCUUAUGGUCGUGCUGGUAAUGUUGAUAUGGCUUUCAGCUUGUAUGAUUGUGCUAGAAUAGAGAAAUGGCGCAUUGAUCCGGUGACAUUCUCUACUUUGAUUAAAAUUCAUGGGCAGUCAGGGAAUUUCGAUGGGUGUUUGAAUGUCUAUGAGGAGAUGAAGGCUAUAGGGGCCAGGACAAAUUUGGUUAUUUAUAACACCUUAUUGGAUGCUAUGGGAAGAGCUAAGAGGCCUUGGCAGGCCAAGAAGAUUUACAAAGAGAUGACUGAGAAUGGAUUUUCCCCAAAUUGGAUGCCAAGAUUGAGAUUGUGCUGGGGAAGUCUAAGAAAUUUGACUCUCUUAUGACUGCUGCUGUGGCAUCUGAGUUAGCUACUAAAGACAAGGAAAAUGUUAAUAGAAACCUUCUUUUUAAUGCCUUUUUUUUUUUUUGUUGUAGUUUAAUAUAACAUUCUUUCUUACUCUCUGAUCACACAGAGGUAAAUAGGAGAGUAGGCAGGUGUUCCGUCAUUGAAGAUGGUAGUAUGGAAUGGUUAAAAGAGUACAGAAAAACAGCAAUUUUAAAUAAAAUGGCAUUGUAUAGAGGUUGCAGUUACAUGCUACUCUCUAGUCUCAA